This is a messenger RNA of Vigna angularis (adzuki bean), 786 nucleotides long. RefSeq lists its product as uncharacterized. The transcript has 2 exons. The record is from RefSeq and is a predicted model, not a curated record. NCBI's taxonomy places the organism in Eukaryota, Viridiplantae, Streptophyta, Magnoliopsida, Fabales, Fabaceae. The coding region runs from base 304 to 723 and encodes 139 amino acids.
UUAGAUUUUCGAGGUUAAAAUAGUUGGCCAAAAAAGUUUCUUGUGUUGUGCUGUGGAGAUCAUCCAUUCCUACCUAAAGUACUAUCUUUUCCAUGUUCCAUAUAUAAGCACCAACAAUCAACGAUCACUGUAUAUAUAUUUUCUUCGUUAUUCUAAUCCUUCUUCCCCGUUAUCAUUUCAUUACCUCAACACAAAUUAUUCUGCCCACCAACCAGUAUGCAUGUUCAUUUCUUGGAUGACAGUCACAGAUGCGUAUGUUUACAUCCUAAACUUUGACUGUGAAAUAAGAAAGAGAAAAGAAAGAUGGAGAAGUCGAUGAGAUUAGGGUUGAUGGCUGUGGUUGCUGUAUCUGGAAGCAUGGCCAUCUUGGUUCAACAGGUCCAUAAACGUAUGCUAUCUAACUUCAUGAAGAAAUUUGAGUAUCAAAUGGGUGGUAUCUUAUACGCACACGGCCAAAAGAAUUUGUGUGGCUCAGAGAAACAUGAAGCGAAUAAGAAGGUGCGAUUUUCAAAGGAAGCAUUGGAAGAAAAGAGUUAUGGUAGAGGUGAUAGAAUGAUUACAACAAGGGUAGGACGAAUCAGGGCUGAACAAUUUUGGGAGAUGGAGAAUGUUGAGAGGGAUGAGCCCAAAUUAGAGAAGAUGAUGCCUACUAACAGGAAAGUUCUUUACAGGGGAAUUAUGAAAUAUAGGAAUAGCACUAUUCAUGGGAGACUUCCAUUCUAGUUUUUUUCUCUCCUUAUGUGCAUAAACUUACUAACUUUCCUUAACAUAAGAUUUGUGAUGAUU